Messenger RNA from Meloidogyne enterolobii, 716 nucleotides. The record is from the annotation of a GenBank genome assembly. Lineage: Eukaryota; Metazoa; Nematoda; Chromadorea; Rhabditida; Meloidogynidae.
CCGCAAUUUAUCUCUAAUACAUGUACUCUUUCUUAAUUUGUUGUGUAUUUAUUGUGUAUAUUUUUAUGCAUCUUUAACUCAAAGUUUUGUUCUUUUACAUUUAUUGGUUUUUGAUUUUUUGUUCAUUUCUUCAGAAUUUUCUGUUACUUUUUUAAUAUUUUUGCUUUAAAAUUGUUCUAAACUUUUGUUUUUUUUCAGGAAAUUUUGUUGCGAAAAAUAUGUCUCAAGUAGUAACCCCAGCUUUGGAAGAAGCCGAACAGGCAAUGUAUGCUCCUUUCUUUGGAUCACUUGGAGUGACUGCUGCAAUGAUUUUUACUGCUGCUGGUUCUGCUUAUGGAACGGCUAAAUCAGGGACUGGCAUUGCCUGCAUGUCUGUUGCAAGGCCUGAUCUUGUAAUGAAAGCAAUUAUUCCAGUUGUAAUGGCAGGAAUUGUUGCCAUCUAUGGAUUAGUUGUUGCCGUUAUAAUCUCUGGAAAAUUGGGAGUUGGAGGAAAGGAAUACACUGUAAACGCCGGUUUUUCACAAUUUGCAGCUGGUUUAGUCUGUGGACUUUGUGGUUUAGGUGCUGGUUAUGCUAUUGGAAUUGUUGGUGAUUCUGGUGUUAGAGGAUUGGCACAACAACCGAGACUUUUUGUUGGGAUGAUUUUAAUGUUGAUUUUUUCGGAGGUUCUCGGCCUUUAUGGAAUGAUUGUCAGUUUAUUAUUGAGUGCUUCAUAA